This is a messenger RNA of Cyclocybe aegerita, 1773 nucleotides long. NCBI's taxonomy places the organism in Eukaryota, Fungi, Basidiomycota, Agaricomycetes, Agaricales, Hemipholiotaceae. The record is from the annotation of a GenBank genome assembly.
AUGUACAUGCGACUUUCUCCAGCUCUCGAGUGUUUUUCAGUGUUUUCUUUCCCCCUUCUGACGCUAAUCAGGAUGGCAGCUUCUCGAGUCUGGAGUAAACUCUCACUAUCAUCGAUAAUCCUGCCCUCCAAUCCAGCAGUGCACUCCUUUCUAUAUCCUCUAGGUCGUCCCCUCUUUUUCCUCGAAGCCGUAGUGCUUUUCGACCGCCUUGCUGCGUGUGUAGACUCCAAGAUGACCCCAAUUCUCGAGCUCCCGUCGGAAAUCCUCAACGAGAUUUUCAAUCAUUUUCUUCCCAUCCUGACAGAUGGAGACUAUAAGAGGCAUGCUGAAUCUGUAAUCGAGGAGCCUGCCGAUAAAUCGUCGUUGCUGAGCGCGGCGCUCACCUGCAAGGCGUUUCUUGAGCCUGCACUGGAUAGGCUGUGGUGGGACAUGGACGAUCUGACUCCCCUCUUCGACCUCAUUCCUGGGUUCCAGCCAUCAACUGACGCUAGUACGCUUGGGAAAAUCCACGGACCGAUCGCACACGAGGUUGUGCAGCGGCUAGAGGUGUUUUGCAAACGGAUCCAGAUCUAUCACGAAUGUGGCAAGGAAAGUAUCGAUAUAUCUGCGUACGAGCGCGUUCUGCAAGAAUACAACCAGGAAACCCUUCUUCCGUCCUUAAGAAUUCUCUCGAUAACGAACAGUAUACCACAGCUUCCCCUCCUUCUCGCACACCCCGCAGAACUUCGAACUCUCCGUAUCUUGCAGAAUAAAACCCCAAACAGUGACGACUACGUUCACACAUCCAUGAAGCAACUGCCGCAGCAAGUCAAGACCAUUACCCAUCUGCGACUCGAAACCUUUUUAACGAAGGAACUGCUUGUAUCCGUUCUGAGGCUGCAGGGCCUGCAAUGGCUCCAUCUGCGACACACCAAUGACGACACCCCGUUCCAAACUGACGUCGAUACCCUGCUGGACAUAUGCUCGAUGCUACAUCUUCGACGCCUCUAUUUUGAUGGAGACAUCCACCUUGCCUCAGGCGAAUCAUCAUCCAGACCAAAAACCAUCUGCCCAACUCUGAAUGACCUCCAUUUCUCCCCCAGGCCAAGGAUUCCGUUCAAGCGCCUCCUCCAUUUUCUCUCAUCGGCGAGUUUUCCACAGUUGAAUUACCUGUCCAUAAAUACAGAAUGCGAGCCGGACGACGUCCCGCAUUGGAACUAUCUCUUCCGGACGCUCGUCGAGAACACAUCACCCGAGUUCGAGUUCCUGGACAUUCACGACAUGAGCAGCAUAACAUGGCAAAACCACAACCUAACGCUGCGCAAUGUUCCGGACCUGUUCAAGCUCAAGCUUGUUGGGUUCGAGUCUCCGCGGUCGGUCUUCUCCAUUAAAGACGCAGAUAUUUCCGCUCUCGCAUCUGCGUGGCCGAACAUGCGGUCUCUUUCUCUGUCCACCUGCCCACCGACAUCAUUUACAUUCCAGACGAUCAUCGAACUCGCUGAAGCUUUCCCCAACCUCGGGCUGCUCGCCCUUGGCGAAGUCAACCUCAACAUCCUUCCCCCCCUCAAUUCCGUCCCGAUCCUGAAGGACCACGACCUGAUCCAACUUUUGAUCGACCCUGGAGAAUGGGAGAUCAAGGACUUGAAGGCUCUUGCUGGAUCCUUAGAUAGGUUGCUCCCGUAUCUGCAUAAUUUCGGUUUCAUGGGCCCUAGGGAUCUUGACGACCCCGAACAAGAGGUGGUGUCGUCCUUGCGCGAGAUGCAAAAGGCUCGUCGCGAUGAGCUCUCCAGAUAG